AUGGGGAACUCAGCUGCUGCGCAGAAGCAGCGGCGCGCCAACAUGCCUGACGCGGUCGAUGUAGUGACCGGCGCGCUGGAUGCCGCCGCACAGGCGGCGGACUCGCUCGGCGCCCUCGCAGCGCCGCUCACGUGCGGCCUGAGACUCGUCAAGAGCAUCAUCGACACCUGCGCAGCCGUUCAAGAGCACAACGACGCAGUUGCAAGGCUGCGUGUGGCCCUCCCGGGCGUCGCGGCUAUCCUUGAUGACCUCGCGCGGCGAGGGGAGAGCGUUGCGACCAACGAGGCGCUGGCCGCAGCCCUCGAGGCUCUGAAUCGCGCAUUGAGCCUUUGCUUCAGCCGCGUGGAGAAGUGGCAGCGCAAGGGCAAGCUCAUGAAGGGGCUGCAAGUCAAGAAGUGGUCGAUGAAGCUCGCGACCGCCACCGGCGACAUCUCCCUAUCGCUGCAGCAGAUCGCGGCGUGCGGCGUGGCCCUGACUCAGGACGCGCUCGCCGAGAUCGUCCACGUGCGGCGGGACGUGCUGUGCGUCGUGGACGGGGUCGACGAGCUGCUCAGUGCCGCCGAGGAGAACAAGCAAGUGCAGGAGCUGAUCCUGCAGAAGCUGGCGGUGAUCGAGUCGACUGCGGGCGGCGUCAGCAGCGAGCAGGUCGCAGCGCUGACCGCCGAGCUGCGCGCCUGCAAGGGCAUGCGGACCCAGGACGUGGAGGCGCUGUUUGAGCGCCACGUGCGCCAGGCGGUGGCGGUGCGCGACGGCCAGCACGCGAGGCAGAUAGACAGGCUCCACGACAAGAUCGCGGAGCUGUGCGAGGGCGUCGGGGCCGGUCGUGUGCGGCCGGAGGAGCUCGAGGGCGCGAUCGAGAGGAUUGUGGCCGGGAAGCUCGAGCCGAUGCUGCAGAGGCUGUUGCAGCAGAACACUGCCGACAUGAGGGACUCGGCGAUGGAGGCAGCGAUGAAGGUUGUCGGGCGCGUGCAGGAGGACGUGGACAAGCAGAUGGCGAAGCUGCGGGCGAAGGGCAGCGCGGGGAGUAAGAAGCAGAUCGAGGAGGUUGCUGCGGCGACCCAAGGUGCAGUGCGCAACCAAAAGCGGCGCCUCGAGGUGCGCGCGGGCGCCAUGGUGAUCCCUCCGUCCGAGGUGAAGCUCGGCCCGAUCCUGUCGAGGACGGGCGGCUUCGCUGACGUGUACCACGGCGAGUGGACGCCCGCGGACUGCGUGGCCAUCCCCGUCGCGGUCAAGGUGCUGGAGACACGCGACAUUGCGGACAGAGAGAAGCAGGCGUGCCUGCGCGAGGCGGAGGUGCUGUUCCGCGCGCUGUCGUACAGCGACCGCGUGUGCCGCCUGUUUGGGUACGUCGACGACGUCGCCGGCGGUCGCGUGAUGCUGGUGAUGCGCAAGUACACGGGGUCGGCUCAGUCGAUGAUCGCGCGAGCGAACGGACCGCUGGCCCCGCACGAGUGGGCGCGGAUCCUGGCGGACGUCACGCAGGCGCUCGUCGACCUGCACGCGGCUGGGAUGGCGCACAUGGACAUCAAGCCCGCGAACGUCCUCGUCGAGGUGACGGGCCGCGCCGUGCUGGCGGACUUCGGGCUCGCGAGGCUCGUGCAGUCGUCGCUGCCGUCGCUGCCGACGGUGCUGGCAAACGCCCGCACGCCGUACUACGCCGCGCCGGAGCAGCAGUCCUACCGCCUGAAAGCCGCGCGGGGGCCGCCGUCCGACAUCUGGUCUUUCGCGGCGACGGCGAUACACAUGGCGACGGGGCGGCCGCCGUUCGCCAACGAGACGCACGAGGACAUCAAGGAAAUGGUCCUUGACGGGGAGAAGCCAGCGAUCCCCCCCGGGGUGUUUUGCACGGAGCUGGAGUCGUGCUUGCGCGCAUGCUUUUCCAAGGCGGUCGGCGAGCGGCCCGUCGCGGCGAGCGUUCGGGGCGCCGUGGAGGCGCAGCUGCAGGCGCUGGGCACGUGCGACGACGAAGAGGAGGACGCGGACGCAGACGAGGACUUUGCAGCGCAGCUGAUCGACGCUCUGAAUGCGGCCGGUGUCAUUGGCGGGGUGGAGGCGGCGCAGCUGGCGGCCCGGAAGUUUGGGCUUGACGGGUGGGAGGCAGCGGCGCGGCUGACGGUGAAGAACUGGCGCGCGAUGGGUCUGCCGGAGAAGCAUGCACGUGUGGCGAUGGACGUGGUGCGGAGGCAUGCGGGGGCAGGUGGCAAGGAGACGAUGACGGGGGAGGUUGAUGAGACGACAGUGCGCGGGCAUGAUGCGGCGACACGUUCGACCUCUGCCGGGGCCAAGUCCGAGCAGCAGAUGGCAACUCGACGUACGGGCCUCAACAAGCUGCUCUGA
Messenger RNA from Pedinophyceae sp. YPF-701, 2337 nucleotides. NCBI's taxonomy places the organism in Eukaryota, Viridiplantae, Chlorophyta, Pedinophyceae. The record is from the annotation of a GenBank genome assembly.